AUGGUAUCUCUAGACCUGGCCAAAUCUCUGUUCAAUGUUUCGGGGAUGAUUGCGGACUUGAAGUCUUCGAACUUCAGUAUCUACGGGCAAUGGUUCUCGUACUUGAACAUAUUUCUCUGUCUUGUGUUUGGGUUUGUCAAUAUAUUCCACAUCAGCGGCGUGGUGGUGUUUUCGAUCAUUGCCGUUGUUCAGGGUUUUAUAAUACUUUUCAUUGAAGUCCCCUUUUUGCUCAAGAUUUGUCCGCUCAGCGAGAACUUCAUUGGCUUCGUGAGCAAGUUCGACACCAAUUGGAGACGUUUUCUCUUCUACUUGGUGAUGUGUGUCAUCCAAUGGUGCUCGCUAAUUGUCAAGACUACGAGUUUAAUUGUGGUCGCUAUUGGACUUACAAUCACAUGUCUGGUUUACGGUAUUGGAGCUGCUGCUCACCAAGAGUUCAAGAAUAGCUCCAUCCUUAGCGACAGAGGCAAGGUCGCAGCUUCUCUCGGUAACGAGGCAGUUGUCAGAGACAUGUUGUGA
Kluyveromyces marxianus DMKU3-1042 is the source of this 516-nucleotide messenger RNA. RefSeq names its product Tvp18p (gene TVP18). Lineage: Eukaryota; Fungi; Ascomycota; Saccharomycetes; Saccharomycetales; Saccharomycetaceae. Gene Ontology annotation, biological process: vesicle-mediated transport. The record is from RefSeq and is a predicted model, not a curated record. Bases 1 to 516 code for a protein of 171 amino acids. The transcript has a single exon. Gene Ontology annotation, cellular component: Golgi membrane.